Molecule: messenger RNA, 1002 nt
Organism: Dermatophagoides pteronyssinus (European house dust mite)
Lineage: Eukaryota; Metazoa; Arthropoda; Arachnida; Sarcoptiformes; Pyroglyphidae
Product: ribose-phosphate pyrophosphokinase-like
Source: RefSeq, a predicted model, not a curated record
AUGGGAGAAACUAUAUUAAUAAGCGGUAACGCUAAUAUUCCUCUAGCGGAGAAAAUAGCGGAAGAACUUGGCAUUGGUUUAACAAAGGUAAUCUGUGGAAGAUUUGCGGAUGGAGAAAUCAACAUUGAAAUCUGCCAAAGCAUCCGUGGGAAAGAUAUUUACAUUAUUCAACCUACUUGCAGGCCGGUAAACGACAAUUUAAUGGAAGCUUUACUGCUGAUUUCAGCUUGUAGACGAUCAAGUGCCCGCCAGGUAACGCUAGUUGUGCCUUACUUCGGGUACGCCCGUCAAGACCGAAAAAUGAAAGCCAGAGCACCUAUUAGUGCAGCUGAUGUAGCCAGACUUUUCUGUGCCAUGAAACCUGAUCGAUUGAUUUCUGUAGAUUUGCAUUGUGGCCAGAUUCAAGGUUUCUUUCCGCCAAACAUUGUGCUGGAUAACUUACAAGCUUUUUCAGUACCAAUGCAGUUUUUUGUUGGUUUGAAUUUAGAAAAACCAAUAAUUAUUUCUCCUGAUGGUGGAGGUGUUUACCGCGCUCAACGCUUCAUGGAUUUGUUUAUUAAAUGCUCCAAAAAAGAAAACGUGGAGUUCGCUAUGCUUAAUAAACAAAGAAAAGCUGCUAACGAAGUCGACAACAUGAAACUCGUUGGAAGCGUCCAAGACGGAGACUGUAUUAUUAUAGACGAUAUGAUCGAUACUGCAGGAACAUUGUGCCUAGCCGCGAAACAUUUGAAAGAAAACGGUGCUCGCACAGUAUACGCUUUCGCAACUCACGGUUUGUUUAACAAUCCUGCCGUAGAAAGAAUCACAAACAGCGACUUGACAAAAGUUAUUGUGACUGAUUCUGUGCCACCUAUGGAAGAUGUUGUCAAGUGCGAUAAAAUUCAGUACGUUUCAAUCAGCGUUAUUCUAGCAAAUGCUAUUGAAUAUAUCCAAGAUAAAGCCACUUCAAGAGCUCAGAACCUUUGUGGCAUGAACUCAUAUGAAUACAAUCAAUCAUAUUAA